Molecule: messenger RNA, 665 nt
Organism: Cornus florida
Lineage: Eukaryota; Viridiplantae; Streptophyta; Magnoliopsida; Cornales; Cornaceae
Exons: 1
Coding region: 86-613 (175 amino acids)
Source: RefSeq, a predicted model, not a curated record
UAAACUGCACAUACUCAUUUCUGGUAUGUAGAGGGAAACAAAGGGAAUAAUCUAGAGAGAGAAACAACACACAUCAUCCCCACCCAUGUCUCCACCGUCAUUCCUAUUCGCCUUUCUCAUUAUCUUUCUAACAAAUUUUCAAACCCCAUCCACCGCCGGCAACGAUACGUCGCCAACGGCAUACCAAGUCCUAGAAGAAUACGAUUUUCCGGUGGGUCUUCUUCCAAAAGGCGUUCAAGGCUACGAACUGAACGAAACCACCGGAGAGUUCUCGGUGUACCUGAACGGAACGUGCAGUUUCUCGAUCGACGGUUACAAGCUCAAGUACAAGUCAACCAUCACAGGGGUCAUAUCCAAAGACAAGCUCAAGAGCUUGGAGGGCAUAAGCGUGAAGGUACUCUUCUUCUGGAUCAACAUCGUCGAGGUCAUCCGUGACGGCGACGAGCUCGAAUUCUCCGUCGGGAUUGCCUCCGCCGACUUUCCGGUCAGUAAUUUCGAUGAGAGUCCGGAGUGUGGUUGUGGGUUUGAUUGUGUCAAUGGGAAGAGAGAGAACAUGAAGUUCGAUUUGAAUCGUUUUGUGCUUUGGAUUAAAUGCAAUGUACUUAUGCUGUGAUCAUGUUCUCCACAUUGAGAAAUAAAUGUCUUUUUUUCUUUUUUCUUUCUUU